AUGCAUUUUUCUAGUUUGAUUCCCGCUUUGGGGGGUCUCGUGGCUGUUGCCACUGCCUCGCCUCACCUUCUCGGCCUCGGUCUCGACGUCGAUGUCUCGCUUGGAGGAGGAAAGGGCGCGUCAUCCGCUGCUGACACCACCUCCAAGGGCCUCGACCUCGUCCCCACCACUUCUGCCACUAGCCAGAAGAACGGUCUUUCUUCAUGCAACUUGGCCAACAGCUGGGAGAACCAUGUUCUCUUCGACGGUAUCGCCGCUCCUGCUUCUGGCGCUGCUGCCGCCAUCAAGCUUGGUCUUAACCUUCCCAAUGCUCAGAUCGAGGGUGAGGCCACUCUUGAGCUUGUGAAGGAUUUCCUUACGGAGCCUCGUGUGCGUAUUGGUCUUGGUGCUAUUAAGGCUUACCUCGAGCUUGAUAUUUCUGCUUCUGCUGCUGUUCACGAAUCCAUUGAACUUUUCGCUUCUUCUGCUCUUCAGCUUGAGGUCCCCGGUCUUCUUGAGGCUGAGGCCGGUGCUGCUCUCGCUCUUGAUCUCGUUGUUGGUGUCGAUGCUGCUAUUGACCUGUCCGCUGGUGUCUACCUUUCCUUCGGUGAGGAAGCUUUCGUUGAGGUUUCUCUUCUCACCAAGGAGAUUGUUGAUGUCUCCCUCGAGGGUCUUGUUGCCAAGGCUCUCCCCAUUGGCGUUGGUGCCGAGGUCGACCUCUCUGCUGAGGUUUCCCUCACUCUCGGCCUCCGUCUCCGAACUGAGAUCGAUCUUUCUGCCGAGCUUGACAUUCCCGUUCUCGACAUCGAGGCUGGUGCCAAGAUUGCUGUCUGGGUCAGCCUUUUCGAGUACACUGCUGUUCUCGUCAACACCGACAGCUGCGUCGUCUCCGUCGAUGAGCUCAUUGCUCUCACUCUUGGUCUCGCUGUCGAGCUCAACGUGGAGAUCGGCGACAUUCUCGACCUCAGCCUUGCUCCUACUCUGACCGUCACCCUUGCUACUGCUGCUCAGGCCAAGGUUUGCCAGCCUAACCGCGGUACUCCUGGUACCUUCAUCGAGAAGCAGGGUGGCCCUUCUACCACUCACACUCAGGUCGUCUCUUUGUCUACUGUCCCUGCUGGAGGUUCUGACACUACCGACUCUGCUCUUCCAGAUGCCACUGGUUCUGCUGAUGCCUCUGGCUCUGUUGACGCUACCGGCUCUGCCACUGCUGACUCUCCUGAGACCUACCCUGCUGGUGCCGAAACUACUGGCUCUGGCUCCGGAGCUUACCCCAUCCCUGGUUCCGGUUCUGGAUCUAGUGCAUCUGGCUCCGAGACUUACCCUGCUGGUGCUGAAACUACCGGUUCUGGAUCAGGUGCCUACCCCAUUCCCGGUUCCGGUUCAGGAUCUGGUGCUUCUGCUGGUGCCGAGGCCACCGGUACUGGCUCCGGCGCUUAUCCCAUCCCUGGCUCUGGUUCUUCUUCCGCUCUCGCCAAGCCCCAGACCACCGGUUCUGCUGCUGCCAUUGUCCCUCACGGUAACGGUACUACCACAGGCGAUGUCACCAGCACCGUUACCUCCACCCACGUCUACACCGUGACCAGCUGCGCUGCCUCCGUCAUCAACUGCCCUGCCCGCUACACCCAGAAGGUCGUCACCUCCACCAUCAUCGAGAGCACCUAUGUCUGCCCCGCCACUGAGACCGGUGCUGUCCCUGCUACCACCACCGCUCACUCCACCAAGGUCCACGUUCCCGUCACCACCAUCACCGACACUCUCACCACGAUUGUGCCUUGCAAGACCCGAACUACCAAGACCUUCCACCCUCCUACUACUCCCCCUCCUGCUCCUACCGUCACCAUCGUCGACACCACCACCUACUGCCCCGAGGAGGGUAAGACUGCUCAGCCUUCCAAGGGCCAGUCUACUUUCCAGGUCGUGACCACUGCUUCCCCUAGCACCAAGGCCUAUGAGGUUCCCAGCCACGCUGCUCCUACUACCGAGGGUGAGGAGAAGCCCACUGCUGAGGUCCCUGUCCCCGGAAAGCCUACCGCCGGAUACCCUACUCCCGAGAAGCCCACCGGUGGCAAGCCCGUCGCCCCUCCCGCUCACAGCGUCCCCUACCCUCCCAGCAACGGAACCGUCUCCACCCACGUUCCCGUCUACCCAGCUCCUGUCCCCACCACCGCCGUUCCCGUGGCUCCUGGUACUACCGCUGGCUACGCUCCCCCUCCCGUCGUCUCUCAGCCCGGAGUUGUUCCUCCCGCUGCCUCGACUCCUGUCGGCACUCCCGUCCCUACCACUCCUGUUCCCGUCAGUGGUGCCAGCGUGGUUCGCACUGGCUUCAUGCUGGCUCUCCCAGCUGCCCUUGCUUUCUUCAUGUAG
Molecule: messenger RNA, 2346 nt
Organism: Fusarium tjaetaba
Lineage: Eukaryota; Fungi; Ascomycota; Sordariomycetes; Hypocreales; Nectriaceae
Exons: 1
Coding region: 1-2346 (781 amino acids)
Source: RefSeq, a predicted model, not a curated record